GGGAUGGCGGGCACCGGCGCUAACGGGAGCGCGGGCGGUGCCGGUGCCCGGUGCCCGAGGAGGGCUGGCCCCGGUGGGCCGCGCUCCUCAAACCGGCCCCGCUGCUGCGGCUGCCGGCCUGGGACGCGGCGGAUGCUGAGGAUGCCGUGAUGGGCGCUGCGCCUGCCGGUUCUGCGCCGCUUCCCCCGGGCGCUCCCGUUCCUGGGCGGCAAAACCGGGCAGGGAGCCCCGCACCGAGCGGCUGGGGGUGGAUUCAAGCACCCUGGGCUGGCUAUGACCGGAAAAAACGUUUCGGAGCAGCGUCUCUCGCUGCCUCCACUCGUGUCCGGGAUCCCCCUGGCACUGACAUCUUUUAUUAAAAAUCCUUUCUUUAGGGCUUUUUCUCCUGAGAAGCUGAGAGGCCUCAAAACCGAAAUCGCCAGGGGAUCGGGGAGCCCAGUGUGUACCAUGCUGUGGUGGUGAUUUUCCUGGAGUUCUUUGCCUGGGGGCUGCUGACCACGCCAAUGCUGACGGUCUUACACCAGACUUUUCCUCAGCACACAUUCCUGAUGAAUGGUCUGAUUCAUGGAGUCAAGGGUCUGCUCUCUUUCCUAAGUGCCCCGCUGAUUGGUGCUCUCUCUGAUGUCUGGGGCAGGAAAUCCUUCCUCCUUCUCACCGUCUUCUUCACGUGUGCACCAAUUCCCCUGAUGAAGAUCAGCCCCUGGUGGUACUUUGCUGUCAUUUCCAUGUCUGGAGUGUUUGCUGUCACCUUUUCUGUGAUUUUUGCCUAUGUUGCUGAUAUCACGCAGGAGCACGAGCGCAGCACGGCGUACGGCCUGGUGUCAGCCACGUUUGCUGCCAGCCUGGUCACCAGCCCGGCCAUCGGCGCCUACCUGUCCCAAGCCUACGGUGACACCUUGGUGGUUGUGCUGGCUUCAGGGGUUGCUUUGCUGGACAUUGGCUUCAUCCUGCUGGCUGUGCCCGAGUCACUGCCUGAGGAGAUGCGUCCAGUCUCCUGGGGAGCCCCAAUCUCCUGGGAACAAGCUGACCCAUUCGCUUCCUUGAGGAAGGUGGGUCAGGACUCCACAGUGCUGCUCAUCUGCAUCACAGUCUUUCUCUCCUACCUUCCUGAGGCCGGCCAGUACUCCAGCUUCUUCCUCUACCUGAGACAGGUCAUUGGUUUUUCCUCAGAGACUGUAGCAGCCUUUAUUGGUGUCGUUGGAAUUCUCUCUAUACUGGCUCAGACAGUGGUGUUGGGAAUCCUCAUGCGCUCGAUAGGGAAUAAAAACACCAUCCUGCUGGGCCUGGGCUUCCAGAUCCUGCAGCUCGCCUGGUAUGGCUUUGGAUCACAGCCUUGGAUGAUGUGGGCAGCAGGAGCUGUGGCUGCCAUGUCCAGCAUCACCUUCCCAGCCAUCAGUGCCAUGGUGUCGAGGAGCACAGACCCUGACCAGCAGGGUGUGGUGCAGGGGAUGAUCACUGGAAUUCGGGGUCUGUGUAAUGGCCUGGGGCCAGCACUCUAUGGUUUUGUCUUCUAUCUCUUCCACGUGGAGCUGAACGAAAUGGCUGAGGUGGAAACGUUGGGCAAGGCCUCCAAACCCAACAUGGCCAACCCUACAGAUGAGAGCAGCAUCAUCCCUGGGCCACCCUUCCUGUUCGGGGCGUGCUCCGUGCUGCUGUCGCUGCUGGUGGCCCUGUUCAUUCCUGAACACAACCUGGCCCUGAGGUCAGGCAGCCACAAGAAGCACAGUGCAGGGGCUCAGGCUCACCCCCACAGCCCCCCAGCUGGGGGGUCUGAUGGCAAAGAGCCCCUCCUGGAGGACAGCAGUGUGUGAGGUGGGACAGGGGACCUGCCCCAGGCUCGACUCCACGUCAAGGAUGGACUCAGCAGGAGUUCAGGGAAGGGGAGAGGGAUCCAAGGUGACAGACUGUGCCACUGACAGCUCCUGAGGAGGGAUGAGGUUUCCCUUCGAGCCAAAUACACCCAGCUGGUGCAAAAAUGGAAUUGUAUCACCCGGUGCUGAUGGAAAGGGGAGAUAGGGAACUGCUCCACUGGAGGGAUGGUUCUGGAAAGCAAACCUGCCCUUGUGAGUGACCCCUGUGUGCCCUGCCAAACCCUCUGCCUGGGCUGUGCUUGGUGGGAGCUGCCCCUGGAAUCAAAUCUGGCCUUUGCUCCAUGCCCCAUCCCUGCCAGAGCUGUUGCUGCUGCUGGCCCUGGCAGCCCUGCAGGCUGUGGUGGCACCCUGAGGAGGGGACAGGGUGUGUGUGAAGCACAGGGGCUGCAGCUCUGAGCUUCCUCUCUGCUGGAGGGCCCCAUUCUGCCCCAAGUGAGACUUAGACCAAAAAAACAGAAAUCUGCUGACUUCAUGUUCUGAUGAAGAGGAUAAAAAUGAAGAAGUUGCAGCUGAGAAGGGCAACUCCACGAAUUACAAACACUUGGAUGGCCACAAUGGCUGUGGUUCUGUUUGGUUUUCUUUUCUCUUGUCACUCUGAGGUGGCAUUUGCCUGUUGCCUCCACAGGCAGUAGGUGGAAGAAUUUUUUCUUUUUCAGAAAUCUUUUCCUGGAGCUGUGAGGGUUGUUUAGGAGAUAAAAUUCUCUGGCAGGUUGGAGAAACAGCUUGGCUGUGCUGAGCACUUUGGAGAGGAGUGAUUUCCUGGGAGAAAGGUCAGAGAAAUGUCUGUUUACCUUGAGCAUUGUAUAAAGCACGCUGGUUUGCCCCUGGGCUCUACCAUCUGAUGCUAAACCCAAAGAGUGUCCAGAGCUGGUUUGUUCUCAACCCAGCAGAUCCUGAUGGUGAAGGUUGUGUUGAUUUGGACUUAAGGGCUUUGGAUUCCAUGUGGCAUUUCUGAGCCUGCUGUGGAGGCUUUUGUUUGUGGAACAGUGGAGCUGCAACCUCUGCUGCAGGCUCAGCUGUGCUCAGAAAGAGCAGGAGGUGCUUGGAGCCUGGUGAAAGGAGCUGAGGCAAACAGGGAAUGUGUGGUUGUUUAUAGAAAUGUGGCAGAGGGCAGGAAACAAUUGUUCUCAUUUGAGUGAAUAAGAAGUGGUGGCAUUGAGCAGUUCUGGGAAGUAAGGACCAAACCAAGGACACUUGAGGAAUCUUUUGUUAAAGGAAUUGAGGGUGCAGCAGCCAAACCAGCCUUGCCUUGGCUGUUCUCUGCCUGGGAUCUCCUCUCUGUGGGUUUGGGGAAGGUUCCCAGGGGAGAGCAGCCAAAAGGGAGGCAGUGCUGGCCCUUGACGUGGUGGAUCUUUGCAGACACACAGCAGUGACUGCAAAUGCCAUCUGGUUAGCAGAGGUGGGUGUUUCAGUAAAAGAAUGGACAGUUUGUUGUGCAUUGAUCUGGCCUGGUGGCAGCUCCUGUGCUCAGAACUGGGAGCAGCUGGGACACAGAGGGAUGCUGAGAUGGGUCUGGCUGCAGGUCUGGGGAGGAGCAGAGCCAGCAGAAACUUCCUUGACCUGCCAUGACUCCAUUUUUCCCUUCCCACAAGCUCCUUGUGGUGACACUCCCAAUUCCCAAACAUUAGUGGGAUGGUCAGUACUGUGUGUGCAUGGCAAGCUUUUAUCCUGAAGGAAAUCCUGUCACUUGCACUUCCAGGCAGCAGUUCCCCCACCUCUGUUCCUCACAAAAAUGCCUUUUUCAGACGGGACUUUUCCCAAGUCCUGGCAAUCUGUUGAUUUAUAUGGGUUAAAGUGAGCUGAUGUAGGAUUUUCCCUCACACACAGAAGAAGUAAAAAUGUAGAAUUGUUACCUCAGAGCUUCACGGGUACAAUACAGCGACACGUUACAAAAAAGAUGAGCAUAAUUUAUAUGAUAUAAAGUAUAUAGAGAUAUAUUUUUAAAAGUCCUCUCCCUUAUUGCAUAGUUUAUUGAAACCAAUGUGUUUCUGGUCCCAUUCCCUCUCACCACUGCUGCUGCCUGUGGCUUCUCACCCUUUCCUUCCCCUCAGACCCCAGAACUGUCCAGAAUCUUCCCUCCCAGCUCAUGUCCCUCACCCCUGAGCUUCUGGUGAUGCUGACAUGUGCACGGUGGGCCUGGAGUGUUUUGGUCACCAGUGGGGUUACUGGUGCAGCUGGGGUGGGGAUGUGGCAGUGGGUGGAUGGAGGGGGGCACAGCACCAGGCAGCAGCAGGACCUCUACAGGUGCCAUCCCCAGCAGCAAAGUGGCUCGUGCUGGUGUGCAGAGCUGGCAGCAGGGGCUCUUUGAGGUGCAGGGAGCAAGCAGGGAUCCCCUCCCACCCUGUUGGGGUUCCUCUCACUGGUUUAGUGGGGCCUUGGCCCGGUGCCUCCCCUUCCCUCCUGCUCUGCCUCGAUGGGACAGAGCAGGAGCUGGGCCAGGCAAUGCUGGAGCUGAAGUCACCAGAGCCAGAUGAAGAACAACUUGUUCUGAAGGGCUGGUGCUUCUGCAGCAUCCCACGUGGAGGCUGGAAAGGCUGUGUAGAGCAUUCAGCUAGUUUUUGCCAAUUCUUGUUACUUUCUACGAAAACGCAACUUUUUAAAAAGGAGUCUUUUCUUAAAAUCUGCUUGAUCUGCUGUGCAGUGCCUGAGCCUGGCUGUUUAACGUUGGGAUUCCCAGGAUUUGUCUGCAGGGACUUAAAAAUCUGGGAUGGUAACAGCAAUGCCCAAACACAAGGCAAAAAUCAUCUCAAUUGCCUGUCAGCAGUCCUGGCAGGUCAAGUGAGUUUCAGCUGAUCUUGUUGCAUUAAAAACCUGAGUUACACCAUUGCUUUCUCUUCUGCCAUUAAUUUUGCAAAGUAGUAACUUUUUACUUCCCUGUUUUUAUUCUUUUUCUGCACUCCAAAGGCUGUUGACAGCUGUGGUAUCUUUAAAGUGUGGGCACUUGACCCCACCUCUGCUCUCUCACACUUCACCAUCACGUGUGUUUGUGUCUUUUUUUUUUUUUAAGCUAAUGAUAAAAUGUAUUUAUUUUGGUUCAGGUUGUGUUUGGAACUGGCUAAUCUCUCCCUCUGAUGGAUUAUUUAUUAAACUGCUGCUUUCCUGUUGUGUCAAA
Molecule: messenger RNA, 4983 nt
Organism: Agelaius phoeniceus (red-winged blackbird)
Lineage: Eukaryota; Metazoa; Chordata; Aves; Passeriformes; Icteridae
Source: RefSeq, a predicted model, not a curated record